GCUAAAUAGUCACAGGCAUUCACUCUGCCUCUUUCACUCUCAACCCUCCCACUUCCCUCAGUUUUUCUCUCUGGCGCUCCAGCUUUCACCAGUAUUCAACUUUCUUCUACAACAAAAAGUUUUGCCAGAAAUCCAGUGGGACACUGGAGUAAAUCACUCAAGUAAACGAUUCUGCUCACCUGAAGUGUUUCUCUGGAAAUCAGUCUUUCCCUUGUGAGGAGCACAGCACAGUUGGCAUGGGUUUCCCAGUAAAGAUGUCUCUUCCAUUGUCAUUGCUGAUAUGUCUAUCAGCUGUUCAGCUGUGUUUGGGAGAUAAGCCCGUGCAAGAAGUCAUCAAAACCAGAAGCAGGACUCCUCUGGGGGGCUCAUUUGAAAUCAAUCCAGAUUCAGCUGAAGUUCAGGAUGUAGCUCAACAUGCUGUGAAGGUGUUCAACACGAAGUCCAAGGCCAAGAAGAUGUUCAAAUUGGUCACAGUCACUCGUGCUCAGUGUCAGGUGACCAAUAUGCUCAACUAUAAGCUUGAAGCAGUCCUGGGAAAAACCAGAUGUCCCAAAUCUGAAAACCAUGACUUAAAAAGCUGCAGUCUUGUGAAUAAGAAUCUGAGGUGCCACUUUGAGGUGACUCACAACGCCCGCAACAACAGAUUUGUGCUGAAGAAAAUAAAGUGCAAGAAAGUUGAACGGCUUUAAUUUUCAUUUGCAUUUUUGUAGGCUUAUUGCCACAACUUACUUCUUUACUUAUAUUCUGUAUGUUCUUUAUGCAUUUGAAAAGGCUGGUCAGCAUGCAGUUAUGCAGUUAGAAUUAUCAUGGUUGUGGUUCAUGGCUUGUAGUGGGAUUGUACAUCUUCAGAUAGCUUCCGCUUCUGUUUACUUUAUGUUAUGAUUUGUGCACCAUUUGUGCAAUAUACAAAUUUGAUUCAGUUAUUACUGUAGGCUAUCUAGAAUGGACUCAAUCAUAUUCAUGCAGGUAAGCGGCAAAGUGGUCAUGAUUUAGUCAUAUUUAUCUAAUUGAUGGGGUUUUUACAUAGAGGAAUCAGAUUUUGUUUUGCACAAGCCAAGCUAUCGUCAUGCUCUUUCAAAUGUUUGAAAAAAAAAUAUUAGAAAUGAGUUAUUAGAAAGAUUUGACAUUAAGGAAUGACAUCACAGCUAUCUGUUCUCCUCCAUCUGCUUCUACACAAAUGUUUUCCAUUCAGUCAAUGAGAAAUACAUUUUUAUGUGCAUUUUAGGAGACACAAUGGGUCAUCUUUUAACGCUUUCUCAUUGCAUUUGUGUAACUUAUUGACCCUUUCUAUAUUAAUCUCAGACAUUCUUUCCUACUGUCCUAUUGGCACAGAGGGAUCAGGAAGGGGAGUAAUGGUUUCUUCUCCAGGCACUGCUGCAUAGGCAGUCCUAAAGAAAUACAGAUGUAAUUCCUUAAAUAAAAUCAUGUAUAUUUUGAUUCAACUCUAAAAAUUUCCUACCAGUUUUUUAAAAUGUUUUUUUCCUUGUUUGCUUGUGUGAUCCCUCCCUCUCCCUUCCCUCUGCUCUAAUUGUCCUGUAUUUCUUGCUCUCAUUUGUCACA
This is a messenger RNA of Archocentrus centrarchus (flier cichlid), 1560 nucleotides long. Its product is annotated as cystatin-F. Gene Ontology annotation, cellular component: vesicle; cytoplasm. NCBI's taxonomy places the organism in Eukaryota, Metazoa, Chordata, Actinopteri, Cichliformes, Cichlidae. The record is from RefSeq and is a predicted model, not a curated record. Gene Ontology annotation, molecular function: cysteine-type endopeptidase inhibitor activity. The transcript is spliced from 5 exons. Bases 237 to 689 code for a protein of 150 amino acids.